AAAGCACUCACACCGGAUGAAUAGACGCCAUCUCGCAGGAUUCAAAACCAGGAAAUUCCUUCACGUUACGGCCUGAAAUCAAGUCUCGUCUAGUAGGAAAAACAGAAACGCCUGUAAAAUGAGUGUGUAUGAGGAGAAAGAGCAGCAGGUUUCUGUUGACACUCAGAGAGCAGCAUCUCCAGGAUUCAGCUGUGUGUCUAUGAAGAGUAACAACUCCAUGCAUCUGCCCCCUGUUCUAAGUGAUGUUGACGCUCAGAGAUCAGUAUCUGCAGGAUUCAGCUGUGUGUCCGUGAAGAGCAAUAGAUCCAUCGGUCUGCCCCCUGGUCUCAGUGAUGUUGACGCUCAGAGAGAAGCAUCUCCAGGAUUCAGCUGUGUGUCUAUGAAGAGUAACAACUCCAUGUUUCAGCCCCCUGGUCUCAGUGAUGUUGACGCUCAGAGAUCAGCAUCUGCAGGAUUCAGCUGUGUGUCUAUGAAGAGCAACAUCUCCAUUGGUCUGCCCCCUGAUCUCAGUGAUGGAUCUGCUGUGACCUCUGACCCUGUUAUCAUCAGCAGAAAUAGAAAGAGAGCAGCAUCUCCAGUAUCUAGCUGUGUGUCUAUGAAGAGUAACAAACCCAUUGGUCUGCCCCCUGAUCUCAGUGAUGGACCUGCUGUGACCUCUGACUCUGUCAUCAGCAGAAAAAGAAAGAGAGCAGCAUCUCCAGUAUCUAGCCGUGUGUCUGUGAAGAGUAACAACUCCAUUGGUCUGCCUCCUGAUCUCAGUGAUGGAGCUGCUGUGACCUCUUACUCUGUUGGCUGGAGAGCUGACCAGAUCAGAUAUGUGUCCUAUCAGACAUUAACAUCCUCCUACAGUCAUAAACAACACAGACACAAAGACAAUCAAAAAAACAUCAAGACCAAAACUCACCAAACAUUACAUUAUAAAAGCCAGAGAGUCAAAGACCAGCACAAAACCAGCAUGAAGAACAGGUAUGAGAGCUUAUUUGAGGGAAUCAACCUACAAGAGAAUCAAACCCUCCUGAACAGGAUUUACACACAGCUGUACAUCAUAGAGGGAGAGAGUGAAGGAGUGAAUGAAGAACAUGAGGUCCUACAGAUGGAGAAAAGUUACAGGACACACCAAGACACUCCAAUUAACUGCAAUGACAUCUUUAAUCCUUCGCCUGAACCAGGAUAUGAGGAGAAGAGAAGACAGAAAAAUGACACAAUAAAGACUGUUCUUACUAAAGGCAUCGCUGGAACUGGAAAAACCGUCUCUGUGCAGAAGUUCAUUCUAGACUGGGCCGAGGGAAGAGCCAAUCAGGAUGUAGAUUUCAUGUUUGUGCUUCCAUUUAGAGAGCUGAACUUGAUUAAAGAUCAUCAUUACAGUCUUCACAGACUUCUGCUUGACUUUCAUCCUGAACUUCAGUAUCUGGACUCAAAGAUUUAUGAUAAAUGUAAAGUUGUGUUCAUCUUUGAUGGUCUGGAUGAAAACAGAAUUUCACUGAUGUUUUCAGACUGUCAGAAAGUUUCUUAUGUGACUGAGGUUUCAUCAGUUAGUCUGUUGAUGUCAAACCUCAUGAAAGGAGAUCUGCUUCCCUCAGCUCUCAUCUGGAUCACCACCAGACCAGCAGCAGCCAAUCAGAUCCCCUCCAAAUACAUCAACCGUGUGACAGAAAUUCAGGGAUUCAAUGACCCUCAGAAGGAGGAAUAUUUCAGGAAGAGAAUCAGUGAGGAGCAUCAAGCCAGCAGAAUCAUCUCACACAUCAGAAGAGCAAGAAGUCUCCACAUCAUGUGCCACAUACCCGUCUUCUGCUGGAUCUCAGCCAGUGUGCUUCAAAACAUCCUGAAACAAGAUCUCAGUGCAGAAAUCCCUCAAACUCUGACUGAAAUGUACAUCUACUUCCUGCUCAUUCAAACAAAUAUGAGGAACCAGAAGUAUGAAGAGAGAGAUGCAGAGAAACCCUUGCGGUCCAACAGAGAAGUGAUUGUGAAACUGGCUGAACUGGCUUUCAAUCAGCUGAUGAAGGGCAAUGUGAUGUUCUAUGAGGAGGACCUGAGAGAGAGCGGCAUAGACGUCACUGACGCCUCGGUGUAUUCUGGGAUUUGCACUGAGAUCUUUAGGGAGGAAUCUGUGAUUUAUCACAGGAAGGUUUACAGCUUUGUACAUCUGAGCUUCCAGGAGUUUUUUGGAGCACUGUAUGUGUUUUACUGUUAUUUACACAAGAACAGUGAAGUUCUGAAAAUGUUCCUGACAGGAAAGUCCAGAACUCAGUGUGAGGAUAUUCCUCUGGAUGCGUUUCUGAAGGGAGUAAUGAAUAAAGCCUUGGAGAGUAAAACUGGACACCUGGAUCUUUUCCUUCGGUUUCUUCAUGGCGUCUCACUGGAGUCCAAUCAGAGACUCUUACAGGAUGUGCUGAUACACACAGAGAACAACCCAGAGAGCAUCAAGAAAAUAAUCCAAAACCUUAAACGAGGUCAAAAAGACAAUGUUAGUCCUGACAGAUGGAUAAAUAUGUCACACUGCUUGAUUGAGAUGAAGAAUAAUUCUGUUGUUGAAGAAAUGCAGGCCAAAAAAAAAUCAGACACAAAAAAAAAAGAACUUUCUCUUGCACAAUGCUCAACUUUGGCAAACAUGAUCCUGAUGUCAGAGGAGGUGCUGGAUGAGUUUGAUCUUAAAGAAUACACAACCAAAUCAAAAGAUGGGAGACGGAGACUGUUACCUGCUGUGAGGAACUGCAGAAAAGCUCUAUUGACAAGCUGUAAUCUCACUGAUCAACACUGUGAAAUUGUGGCUUCAGCUCUACAAUCAUCAAACUCCCUGAGAGAGCUGGACCUGAGUCACAAUCACCUGCAGCAUUUAGGAGUGGAGCUGCUCUGUGCUGGACUGAAGAGUCCAAACUGUCAACUCAACAUACUGAGGUUUGGCUUUCACAUUGAUUCAUAUGUCUGUCUGCGUGUGUGUGUGUGUGUGUGUGUGUGUGUGUGUGCUGUACUCACUCACAAAAUAAGUUAUUAUAUUCAGUGUUGGGCAAGUUACUCUGAAAAUGUAAUCAAAUUACUGAUUCCUGCUUACUCCUUUUAAAAGUAAUCGUGUUACUGUUCUGAUUACUUUAUUACAAAAGUAAUUAGUAGUUAGUUACAUUACUAGUUACUUUACAUUUUUCUCCAAUAAAUUUAUGAAAUCUCAGCAUACACGCACCCGAUAAAUAUUUGUUGUUAAAGCCAGAGGCAUCAUGCCCAUUCAAAGUGAGGGGGCAAGUGCCUCCUCAGAUUUCUGAGCCAAGUGAAUUUUAAAUACAGCUUCCAAAAGACAAUUUUUUUUUUUUUAAAUUUUUUAUAUUUGAUACAAUCACACUGGUAUGAUUAGAUCGUUCAGUAGC
Molecule: messenger RNA, 3359 nt
Organism: Cyprinus carpio (common carp)
Lineage: Eukaryota; Metazoa; Chordata; Actinopteri; Cypriniformes; Cyprinidae
Product: protein NLRC3-like
Molecular function (GO): protein binding
Source: RefSeq, a predicted model, not a curated record